Branchiostoma belcheri (Belcher's lancelet) is the source of this 770-nucleotide messenger RNA. RefSeq names its product thioredoxin domain-containing protein 5 homolog. Gene Ontology annotation, molecular function: protein disulfide isomerase activity. The transcript has 6 exons. Gene Ontology annotation, biological process: protein folding. The record is from RefSeq and is a predicted model, not a curated record. Gene Ontology annotation, cellular component: endoplasmic reticulum. Bases 19 to 744 code for a protein of 241 amino acids. NCBI's taxonomy places the organism in Eukaryota, Metazoa, Chordata, Leptocardii, Amphioxiformes, Branchiostomatidae.
UUGGAGAUUAAGCAAAAUAUGGACCAAUGGAAGACUGUGUACCUGUACAUGAUUCUUGUUACUGUCACCUGUACAUGUGUGGUGACACCAGGGACACAGGGUCAGGAACUACAGUACAGACACCUGCUCCCACGUCCCUGGUACUACAGGCACAACUUUGAGGAAGCCAUGCAGAUGACACCACACUUUAUCAUGUUUUUCACACCAGAAUGUGAGCAGUGUAAGGCCAUGAUGCUAAACUUUGAUGAGGUCGCAGACAAGUACAACACAAUGAAAACACCUCAAGUUAUACUGGCUAAGGUUGACUGUGUUGAGUACAAUGUGCUGUGUAAGAAGUAUGGCGUGGACGGAUUCCCAACUCUUAUACUCUUUAGGGAUGGAAAAGAAACUAAAGUGGUGACCCUGACCAAAGACAAUUUCCACUCUGAGAUCAGGAAGGGGAUGACUUUUGUUCAGUUCUACGCUCCUUGGUGUGACCACUGCAGGACGUUACUCCCUGCCUGGGACGCGCUGUCCUUCAAGUUUCCCAACCGUCCUCACAUCAAGAUUGCCAAGAUGGACUGUACAGCACAGGGGAACAGCAAGACUUGUCAGGACCAGAAGAUAGCGGACUACCCCACACUCAUCCUGUUUAAGAAUGGGAGGCACAUAGGGGAGUUCGGCGGGGACGAGACUUUUGAAUGGACGGUGGAAUCCAUGCACAACUUCGUAGCAACAAGUCUACAUAUUCAUGAUGACUUGUGAAGCAUAGACGGGUGUUGCAGGAAUCA